UUGAACUCCUGACCUUGAGCGAUCUGCCCGCCUUGGCCUUCCAGAGUGCUAGGAUUACAGGCAUGAGCCAGGCGCGGCCCUGGAUUAAGAUCUUGAAUUGAAAUUACAGCAGUACAAAUUGGGAUCCAGUUGUGGUGAGCCCUGAAUGCCUGGAUAAAGGAGUGUAUACUUUAUGGUAGAUCUAUUGAAAAAUUUGCUUUGGGGAAUGACAUAUGUGACAUGCUUAUUUACCCCCUAUAAUUCUUAAGAAAGAUUAUGAAAAUAAUAUAUGCUUAUUAAGUGUACUUAAAACACCACUACUUUUGAGACUGUAUUGCAUAGGGUUUAAGAGUAGUAGAGAUUCUAGAAUCAUACCACUUUGGUUUGAUGCACUUAAACCAGGUUGGAUUACAGUGUAAACUUCGGCAAAUUAUUUACCUUUUUGUGCUUUAGUCUCUUGGUCUGAAAAAUGGAGAUGAUAAUAGAGCCUAAUUCAUAGGGUGGUUUUGAGAAUAUAUUAAGUUAAUUUGUGUAAUUCUUAGUAAGCUCUACAGCUGUUCCUGCUAUAGUUGUUUCUGGAAAAAAGUAAGUCUCUGAUUCCCAUCUACUUCUAAGUUCUCUCGUAUGUUAAAGUGAUCACUAUUUAUAGUUUAUGUAUUUUUCCUGAAGUAUUUUAUGUAAAUAAUGUAAAAGUUUCCUUAACCUUUAUUUAAUCAACCUGCAGGAUUAAUAUUCCUUAUUUUAAAAAUACUAAUAUUCAUGCAUAUUCAGUGAACGUGAACUACUCUGUGUUGCUUCCAUCAAUUAGUUGAAUGCUCCUCGGAGCCAUGUUUGUUCCCAAAUUGGCUAAUUCCAUUGUACUUGUAUUGUGUUUAUAUUAUUUGAGUAAAUAUUAUAUAGACCAAUAUAAAUGAGUGUGAAGAGAGAAUUGUUUAAGUAAAAACUAAGUUAAAUGCUUUGGAAAGCUUGAUGUAGGCAAAUAAAUUGCUGAAGAAAAUUGUAGUCAAGUGAAUUAUGGGCAAGAUAACUGAAAGAUUAUUGGGAAAAGUAAUAAAAAUUUAGAAGAAAAGCUGCAUUCAUACUGCUCCAUAGUCUAGGUGAUUUCUUACCUUGAAAUAAAAAUUAAAACCAAAAACAAUAGAUAGUGCAUUAUUGAUAUGGUUUAUACAGGGAUAAGAAUCCAGGAUCCUAGUCAGAUGAGCCAUACUCAAAGAAUACAUUUUGGUUUUACACCAAAAACUUCAUAAUGGUAUUUUAAAUUAAAAAUACAAUGUUUAAGAUAUGUAUUAUUUUCAUAAUUCUCCAUGUUAACUAACUUUGAUGAACUCAAACUUGUAGGCCCGGUUGUGUAUAUGUAAAUUCAGAUUUCUUUUUCUGAAAGAAGAUGGAUUCUGCCAUAACUAUUUUUUUCAUUUUAGUAUUUUGGAAUUCAAAAAUGCGAUUUCAGAAUCUGACUCUAGUUUGUCCAGUGGGGUUUAUAGAACUCUGCUUGAUGAAAUGACAGAUUUCAAGUGCUUCUGGAACUGGAACUUACUAUAAUCCAAAAACUUUUGUUAUCUUGUGAGAUUUAAAUUGUACUUUUUUUAAGUGCAUACUUAAGAUGGAUAGAAAUUGUACCCUUCCUAAGGACCUUUUGAACUGUGAUGAUAUUAUAAGUUAGAUUCAUUUAGUGACAAAUGAUUGAAUGUCUUCUUUGUAAAAGCAUCAUAAGAACUAUCAGUUUGGGCUUGUUGAUCUUGCACAUACUGCUUUCUAAGAGAAGUAACUGAUGAUUGAGUUGGCUGUUAUCACUGGGGUAAGAUUGUGUGGUUUUCAAAUUUAAGCCCGUAAUUAGUAUGUUGUAACCUAGUUGCUGUGUGUUAGCAUUAGUCUGUUAGCUAAUCUAUCAAUUGCUUUAUCUUUGAAUUCUAAGUUAAAACUGGCAGAUCUUGUGGAAAUGUAUGUUUGUGCCAAAAGACAAAUGCUUUUCUAUUGUGUAAUUGCUUUAAGGAUAACUGAGAAUCUGGAAUGUUUAUCAUUUAAAUUUGAUCUAGGGUGAUUAUGGAAGAUGUAUUUAAAAACAGAUUCUGUUGGCAUGGGCUAAAAUAUCACUUAUGAGAGUUUAAAAUUUAUACCUCUUACCUCCUGUAGUAAAUAGUUUAUUAAAGAUUUUGGGGAAAAUAUUCCUACUUCAAUCCACAACUUCACAUAGCAAUUUCUUCAUGUUGAAGUGGCUUUUAUAAAUAAGAGUGGCUCAUCAACUCAGUAAAUGUGGGUUAUUUUUCAUUUAUAUAUUAUUUCUUCACAGAAAGGUCUUUACAAUGAAGUUUGAAAGUGAAAAUGGGUAUAGCCUAUUUCAUAGCAAAUGUCUUAGUCCCUUAUAGGACUCAUUGUAUCUACCAACUUCAUUCUUGACAUUAGUUUUUUCCUUUAUUCUAAAUUUCUCAGUGAUUAUAAGCCUUAUUCAAGACAGGCUACUCUCAUAGUUAAUAAAGUUUGCAUAUCUUGAGUAUUUUUUCUAAUUAAUUUUGAGAGUAAAGUACAUAGACAGUUUUUUUUUCCUAAGCUUCAACUUUAUAGUUGUAAUAUACUAGUCUUUUUCCAUUUCUAGGUUUUUGUUUUUGUUUUUCUAUUUAUAUUAAUGUAUGAAGAGGAGGAAGCUGAUCAUUGGAUACUGGUUUGUGGAUGCACUUAGAUGUUUGCAAUGAGCACUGUGGCUGGCAUGCCCCAGUGUUUUGGAUACCAAUGCAUAGGACUCCAUAGUAAUCGAAUUUACCAGAGGCGAACGUCAUGAGCAUAGUGAUCCCAUUGGGGGUUGAUACAGCAGAAACGUCAUACUUGGAAAUGGCUGCAGGCUCAGAACCAGAAUCCGUAGAAGCUAGCCCUGUGGUAGUUGAGAAAUCCAACAGUUAUCCCCACCAGUUAUAUACCAGCAGCUCGCAUCAUUCACAUAGUUACAUUGGUUUGCCCUAUGCGGACCAUAAUUAUGGUGCUCGUCCUCCUCCAACACCUCCGGCUUCCCCUCCUCCAUCAGUUCUUAUUAGCAAAAACGAAGUAGGCAUAUUUACUACUCCUAAUUUUGAUGAAACUUCCAGUGCUACUACAAUCAGCACAUCUGAGGAUGGAAGUUAUGGUACUGACGUAACCAGGUGCAUAUGUGGUUUUACACAUGAUGAUGGAUACAUGAUCUGUUGUGACAAAUGCAGUGUUUGGCAACAUAUUGACUGCAUGGGGAUUGACAGGCAGCAUAUUCCUGAUACAUAUCUUUGUGAACGUUGUCAGCCUAGGAGUUUGGAUAAAGAGAGGGCAGUGCUACUACAACGCCGGAAAAGGGAAAAUAUGUCAGAUGGUGAUACCAGUGCAACUGAGAGUGGUGAUGAGGUUCCUGUGGAAUUAUAUACUGCAUUUCAGCAUACUCCAACAUCGAUUACUUUAACUGCUUCAAGAGUUUCCAAGGUUAAUGAUAAAAGAAGGAAAAAAAGUGGGGAGAAAGAACAAAACAUUUCAAAAUGUAAAAAAGCCUUUCGUGAAGGAUCUAGGAAGUCAUCAAGAGUUAAGGGUUCAGCUCCAGAGAUUGAUCCUUCAUCUGAUGGUUCAAAUUUUGGAUGGGAGACAAAAAUCAAAGCAUGGAUGGAUCGCUAUGAAGAGGCAAAUAAUAACCAGUAUAGUGAGGGUGUUCAGAGGGAGGCACAAAGAAUAGCUCUGAGAUUAGGCAAUGGAAAUGACAAAAAAGAGAUGAAUAAAUCAGAUUUGAAUACCAACAGUUUGCUCUUCAAACCUCCUGUAGAGAGCCAUAUACAAAAGAAUAAGAAGAUUCUGAAAUCUGCAAAAGAUUUGCCUCCUGAUGCACUCAUCAUUGAAUAUAGAGGGAAGUUUAUGCUGCGAGAACAGUUUGAAGCAAAUGGAUAUUUCUUUAAAAGACCAUAUCCUUUUGUUUUAUUCUACUCUAAAUUUCAUGGGCUGGAAAUGUGUGUUGAUGCAAGGACUUUUGGGAAUGAGGCUCGAUUCAUCAGGCGUUCUUGUACACCCAAUGCAGAGGUGAGGCAUGAAAUCGAAGAUGGAACCAUACAUCUGUACAUUUAUUCUAUACAAAGUAUUCCCAAAGGAACUGAAAUUACUAUUGCCUUUGAUUUUGACUAUGGGAAUUGUAAGUACAAGGUGGAUUGUGCAUGCCUCAAAGAAAAUCCAGAAUGCCCUGUUCUUAAACGUAGUUCUGAAUCCACGGAAAACAUAAAUAGUGGUUAUGAAACCAGAAGGAAAAAAGGAAAAAAAGACAAAGAUAUUUCAAAAGAAAAAGAUACACAAAAUCAGAAUAUUACUUUGGAUUGUGAAGGAACAACCAACAAAAUAAAAAGCCCAGAAACUAAACAGAGAAAGCUUUCUCCAUUGAGACUAUCAGUAUCAAAUAAUCAGGAACCAGAUUUUAUUGAUGAUAUAGAAGAAAAAACUCCUAUUAGUAAUGAAGUAGAAAUGGAAUCAGAAGAGCAGAUUGCAGAAAGGAAAAGGAAGAUGACAAGAGAAGAAAGAAAAAUGGAAGCAAUUUUGCAAGCUUUUGCCAGACUUGAAAAAAGAGAAAAAAGAAGAGAACAAGCCUUGGAAAGGAUCAGCACAGCUAAAACUGAAGUUAAAACUGAAUGUAAAGAUGCACAGAUUGUCAGUGAUGCUGAAGUUAUUCAGGAACAAGCAAAAGAAGAAACUGCUAGCAAGCCAACUCCUGCCAAAGUAAAUAGAACUAAACAGAGAAAAAGUUUUUCUCGAAGUAGGACUCACAUUGGACAGCAGCGUCGGAGACACAGAACUGUCAGCAUGUGUUCGGAUAUCCAGCCAUCUUCUCCUGAUAUAGAAGUUACUUCACAACAGAAUGAUAUUGAAAAUACUGUACUUACAAUAGAACCAGAAACUGAAACUGCACUAUCAGAAAUAAUUACUGAAACUGAAGUUCCAGCACUUAAUAAAUGUCCUACAAAGUACCCCAAAACAAAGAAGCACUUGGUGAAUGAAUGGUUAAGUGAGAAGAAUGAGAAGACGGGAAAACCUUCAGAAAGCCUUUCAGAAAGGCCUCUGCGCAUAACUACAGAUCCUGAAGUGUUAGCUACACAGCUCAAUUCUUUACCAGGUCUCACUUACAGCCCCCAUGUAUACUCUACCCCUAAACAUUAUAUUAGAUUUACUUCACCAUUCCUUUCAGAAAAAAGGAGAAGAAAAGAACCUACUGAAAACAUUUCUGGCUCAUGCAAGAAGAGAUGGUUGAAACAAGCUCUGGAAGAAGAAAAUUCAGCAAUUUUACAUAGAUUUAAUUCACCCUGUCAAGAAAGAUCCAGAAGUCCUACAGUCAAUGGUGAAAAUAAAAGUCCACUACUAUUAAAUGACAGCUGUUCCCUUCCAGAUUUAACUACACCACUAAAAAAACGAAGACUUUAUCACUUGCUAGAUUCUGUUUACUCAGAAACCUCCACACCUACUCCUUCACCGUAUGCUACACCAACUCACACAGAUAUUACUCCUAUGGAUCCAUCAUUUGCCACUCCUCCACGGAUAAAAUCAGAUGAUGAAACUUGUAGAAAUGGUUAUAAACCCAUAUAUUCACCAGUUACCCCAGUAACUCCUGGUACACCAGGAAAUACCAUGCACUUUGAGAAUAUUUCUUCCCCAGAAAGUUCUCCAGAAAUAAAGAGACGCACUUACAGUCAAGAGGCAUAUGACAGAUCGUCAACUGUGUUAACAUUGGGGCCUUUUAGAAAUUCCAAUUUAACCGAACUGGGUCUGCAAGAAAUAAAGACUAUUGGUUAUACCAGCCCUAGAAGUAGGACUGAAGUCAGCAGGCAGUGCCCUGGAGAAAAGGAACCUGGGUCAGAUCUUCAACUGGGACUCGAUGCAGUCGAGCCAACUGCCUUACAUAAAACCAUGGAAACGCCUGCACAUGACAGGACUGAGCCUAAUAGCCAACUGGACUCGACUCACUCUGGACGGGGCACAAUAUAUUCUUCCUGGGUAAAGAGUCCUGACAGAACAGGCGUUAACUUCUCAGUGAACUCCAACUUGAGGGAUCUGACACCCUCGCAUCAGUUGGAGGUUGGAGGAGGCUUCCGAAUAAGUGAGUCAAAGUGCCUGAUGCAGGAUGAUACUAGAGGCAUGUUUAUGGAAACAACUGUGUUUUGUACUUCCGAAGAUGGGCUUGUAUCUGGUUUCGGACGGACUGUUAAUGACAAUUUGAUCGACGGGAGUUGCACACCCCAGAAUCCACCACAAAAGAAAAAGGUAUCUCUGUUAGAAUACCGUAAGAGACAACGUGAAGCUAGGAAAAGUGGCUCUAAGACAGAAAACUUUCCACUGGUUAGUGUAUCACCUCAUGCAAGUGGAAACUUGAGCAGCAAUGGUGAUGGGUGUGCCAACAGUAGUGAAAAUGGGGAGCAGGUAGAAAACACUGCUAGCCUACCGUUACCAACACCAGCUACAGUUUAUAAUGCUACUUCUGAAGAAACCAGCAAUAACUGUCCUGUUAAGGAAGCUACUGCCAGUGAGAAGAAUGAACCAGAAGUUCAAUGGACUGCCUCAACUUCUGUGGAACAAGUGAGAGAAAGGAGUUAUCAGAGAGCUUUACUUCUCAGUGAUCACCGAAAAGAUAAAGAUGGUGGGGGAGAAUCACCAUGUGUCUCAUGUUCACCGAGUCAUAUUCAGUCUUCACCUUCAUCUCAUUCAAAUCACAUUCCCCAGUUGCAAGCUAAGGGCCCAGUCCCUUCAUUCAGUGAACUUAUGGAAGACCAUGAUCCUGAAAAUCCAGAACCCAUGACUACAAGUGAAUGUCCAUCCCCGGAUACUUCUCAAAAUACCUGUAAAAGCCCUUCAAAAAUGAGCAAGCCUGGUUCACCAGGACCUGUACUUCCUGCGCAAGCACAUGGGAAAAUACUCACAAAACCAGAUUCCCAUUGGGAGGCAACAGUCAUUGUAUCAGAAGCUGAGAACAGUGUCCACCUAAAACCAGAGCUCCAACAAAAACAGCUAUCAAAUAACCCCCAAGCACUUUCAAAGAAUCAUCCUCCUCAGCCACAUGUUCGCAAUUCAUCUGAGCAACUUUCACAGAAGCUGCCUUCUGCACCAGCCAAGCUGCACUGUCCUCCAUCACCUCACGUAGAAAAUCCUCCAAAGUCAUCUACGCCCCACACACCUGUACAGCAUGGUUAUCUGUCACCAAAGCCUCCUUCACAGCAGCUAGGAUCUCCCUAUAGGCCUCACCAUUCACAGUCACCUCAAGUUGGAACACCCCAGCGAGAGCCUCAGAGAAACUUUUAUCCAGCAACACAGAACCUUCAAGCCAAUACUCAGCAGGCAACUUCUGGAGCAUUAUUUACACAGACACCCUCAGGACAAUCUUCAACAACAUACAGUCAGUUUAACCAACAAAGUCUGAACAGCACGGCCCCACCCCCUCCACCCCCUCCGCCUCCCUCCUCUUCGUCUUAUUAUCAAAACCAGCAGCCCUCUGCAAACUUUCAAAAUUAUAAUCAGCUCAAAGGUAGUCUUUCUCAACAAACUGUGUUUACAUCAGGACCAAAUCAAGCACUUCCUGGCACCACAAGCCAGCAAACAGUUCCAGGACACCAUGUUACUCCAGCGCAUUUUUUGCCCUCUCAGAACCCUACUAUUCACCAUCAAACCUCUGCUGCUGUCCCACCCCCUCCUCCUCCUCCUCCUGCUCCAGGACCACACCUUGUACAACAGCCGACUUCCCAUCAGCAACACUCUGUAGCACAUGUAGUGGGGCCUGUUCAUGCUGUCACUCCUGGGUCACAUAUUCAUUCUCAAACUGCUGGACACCAUUUGCCACCACCUCCUCCCCCUCCUGGUCCUGCCCCUCAUCACCACCCCCCACCCCAUCCUUCCACAGGACUCCAAGGUCUACAAGCACAACACCAGCAUGUUGUAAAUUCAGCACCCCCACCUCCCCCUCCGCCACCACCUUCCGGUGUUUUGGCUUCUGGGCACCACACCACAUCGGGUCAAGCCUUACACCACCCACCUCAUCAAGGACCUCCACUUUUUCCUUCAAGUGCUCAUCCAGCUGUACCACCGUAUCCCUCACAAGCUACACAUCACACCACUUUGGGACCGGGACCCCAGCACCAGCCUUCUGGAACAGGGCCACAUUGUCCAUUACCUGUUGCAGGUCCUCAUCUCCAGCCCCAAGGACUAAACAGUAUUCCAACACCUACUGCUUCAGGGUUCUGUCCUCAUCCUGGCUCUGUGGCCCUGCCACAUGGGGUUCAAGGACCUCAGCAGGCAUCUCCAGUGCCUGGACAGAUUCCAAUUCACAGAGCACAGGUGCCACCAACAUUUCAGAACAAUUACCAUGGUUCAGGGUGGCAUUAAAAUGGACUCCAAAAACAUUUUUUUAAAUGUUCUGUAAGAUAAACUGUAUAUUUCAUAUGUACCUGUUAAGGUACUUUUUAAAGCUUGUACAUGAAACUUUGUAUAAAAAAACACCAGUGCUCUUUCAUUGUAUUUUUUCCCAUUUUUGCUUUUUAAAAUUCCUUUCAAAAUGUGCUGUUAAGCCAGUAUUAGGUAUCUUUAUUUUGUAAGUGAACAUUCCAGCAGUUUUUCUGGCAGUAGAUUUGAUGCUACAUGAUCUUUAAAUUUUAUUGUUGCAGUUAAAUUCCUUUAGUGAAUGUUUUCUAUAUUAUUUUAUACAUAUGCAUUAAGUACACAGCUAAGUAUUGGCACUAUGAGGAUUUUCAUUUUUUUUUUUUUUUCUGUCAGCAGUUCUGUGAGUGCAUCUUAGGUAUAAAAACGCAAUACAGAUUUUUAUAGUUUGGUGUGGACAUGGCUCAUUUUGUUUUAUUGGUUAAUUGCAAGCAAAAUGUAAUUUAAUGUAUAGAUGAUUUCUAAUGUCUCCUGACAAACUGUAAAUACUGCAUUUCUUUUGCGUAUAUAAUUGCUUACAGCUUUUCUCAUUUGAUAUAUAAGCAUUGUACAUAUGACAAGUCUUUUGCAAAACUGUGUGAUCUUUGUGAAAGUAGUACAGUAUAUGACAUUUAAUUUCUUUUUUAUUUUAAAUAUACUGUCACAUUGAAGCACUGGUUGGGCAUUUUAAUUCAUGUUAAUAAAUCACAAUUAUGUCAGUUUUA
This is a messenger RNA of Microcebus murinus (gray mouse lemur), 9080 nucleotides long. The record is from RefSeq and is a predicted model, not a curated record. Lineage: Eukaryota; Metazoa; Chordata; Mammalia; Primates; Cheirogaleidae.